AUGGAUCCAAACAGCAAAUUCCAACGAAAAAUCGAUGCAAUACUUUGUCCGAAAGAUGAUGAAGGGAAUUACACAAGGAACAGCAAUAUGUGUCAUUUCACACAUAUGACAUGGCAUAAAAUAAGUGAAUAUGUAGACAAAGCUAAGGGUGGUACUGGUGAAUACGAUCGAAAACGAUAUGAAGCACAUAAAAGUUUUUACAGUGAUGAUUUAACAAGAAAUGCUCAACUGACAGACAACCAAUGGUAUUAUAUAGCUUAUGUAAUUGCUUCUCCUUCACUUCUACAAUCUCUUUAUAUUAAUGAUAUUUUAGAUAAAAAUUCAACAUCGAAUUAUCGAUACUACAGCAUUCCUAUUGGAUAUGUUAUAGGAGUCAUACCUUUAUUCACAUGGUCUACGUUUCUUAAUGAUUACAUUGAUAAAUUAACAUUUGUAUCACGAAAUAAAAAUAAGAGUGAGUUACUUGAUAAAGUUACUCUUGUCACUCAUUAUUCAUUCGAUGAUUUAUAUUUUGAUUCUGGUCCGAAUCAAAUCAUAAAUUCGACCGGCAUUUCAACCAGUUUUUAUGCUAAUGGUCGAUUAAAUCAAAUCUUAUUAAUCAAUUCAACUCCAUCUUAUUUUCAAACAACAGAUUUCUAUUUUCUUGGUCAAACAAAUUGUUCAUUUAUCACUAAUAGUACUAUUCUUCCAGUCAGAUUUCGUUAA
Molecule: messenger RNA, 705 nt
Organism: Adineta ricciae
Lineage: Eukaryota; Metazoa; Rotifera; Eurotatoria; Adinetida; Adinetidae
Source: the annotation of a GenBank genome assembly